AUGAAAUCAUCAUUUUUAUUUUUAUUGAUUGUAUUCACUAUCGUCACGAUUAAUACAUCAGUUGUAAAUUCUUGGGCAGUUACACACACUUGUGAACCCUUUUAUGGAGUUUCUUCAUGCUCUAAAUGUCAAAAGGCACUCUGGCAAAAAUUUCAUCAACCUGACGAAUAUGCAUCAUCAAUUAAACUUGCAAAUAUAAUUCACAACCUCUUUGAGAAAAGCCAUAACACUAGUUUAUAUUUUGAUACCGUGAAAGAAGGAAUUAAAGACUUUUGUGCUAUACCAUCGGUGGCUGAUCCGGCACAUCUCCAAGGUCAUCUUCGCGAACUUGAAGCAGCCUGCCCAAAGGAAUUAAAGACUUCAAUUCCCAAUGCUCAGUUUUUUGUCGAUUCAGUAUAUGGCAGUAAAGAUACCACAUUCUUGGCUCAUUAUGUUUAUUAUGCAUUCUACUUUGGAAUUCCCGACAGAAAAGCCCUUUGCACACGUGACGGAAAUGGUGUCGAUAAAAGUAUUUAUAGUGUCAAUAAUGACAAUGAUGAGUUAAUUGAAAACCUGCUAAAUUUAUGUUUAAUAUUGACAUCAAUUUUAGGAUUAGCAUAA
This is a messenger RNA of Entrophospora candida, 600 nucleotides long. NCBI's taxonomy places the organism in Eukaryota, Fungi, Glomeromycota, Glomeromycetes, Entrophosporales, Entrophosporaceae. The record is from the annotation of a GenBank genome assembly.